AUAGAUAAGAUAACAGGUAAUGAGGAGAUUUGGAUGAUACACACAUAGAUCCCAAAGUGAUGCCAACAUGGUUGGCCAAGUCAGUUUGGCGGCAGUAAUCUUUCUCCUGUAUCUCGAUCGUGCGAGAGGAGAGUUAUGGUGUUACGAGUGCAAUACCGACGUAAGGAGAGGCCAUACAAGGGAGUGCAACGAUCCUUACUUCGCAUCGCCUUAUUUCGACUUAACACACUGCCCUCGAAACGAGUCUCAACAUUGUCUAAAAGCCAUCGUCGAUUAUGGAGGCGUGCUGGUGACGGUACGAGGUUGCGUGCCGUCACGCGAAAUCGGUGGAUACUGCCAACAGGAGGAAUAUUUUCCAGGAUCCAACGUCGUGUGCCUCUUCUGCAAAAGCUACGCCUGCAACGGGCAAAGUACCGCUGAUUUAUUCAUUCUGGAAAACUUCAACGUGUUCCUCACGAUCUUAAUCGCCGUAGCGUGUCGUAACGUUGCUCGCUUUAAUUAAUUGUUAAUCGUUAAAAUAAAAUAUCGUAGUACGCUA
Messenger RNA from Ceratina calcarata, 538 nucleotides. RefSeq lists its product as uncharacterized. The record is from RefSeq and is a predicted model, not a curated record. Gene Ontology annotation, biological process: sleep; positive regulation of voltage-gated potassium channel activity; regulation of synaptic transmission, cholinergic. The transcript has 3 exons. NCBI's taxonomy places the organism in Eukaryota, Metazoa, Arthropoda, Insecta, Hymenoptera, Apidae. Bases 68 to 502 code for a protein of 144 amino acids.